Molossus molossus (Pallas's mastiff bat) is the source of this 1334-nucleotide messenger RNA. RefSeq names its product mitochondrial ribosomal protein L38 (gene MRPL38). The coding region runs from base 12 to 1163 and encodes 383 amino acids. The transcript has 9 exons. The record is from RefSeq and is a predicted model, not a curated record. NCBI's taxonomy places the organism in Eukaryota, Metazoa, Chordata, Mammalia, Chiroptera, Molossidae. Gene Ontology annotation, cellular component: mitochondrial large ribosomal subunit.
CCUGAGGGAAGAUGGCGGCGCCCUGGUGGCGAGCGGUGCUGGGCGGAAGUCGGAGGUGGCGGGGCUUCAGCACCUCGGCCGCGCUGAGCCGCCGGACCCCGCCUCUGGGGCCGAUGCCCAACGAGGACAUCGACGUGAGCAACCUGGAGCGGCUGGAGAAGUACCGCAGCUUCGACCGCUACCGGCGCCGGGCGGAGCAGGAGGCGCGGGCCCCGCACUGGUGGCGGACCUACCGGGAGCAUUUCGGGGUGGAGUCAGAUCCCAAAGACAAGAUUGACAUUGGGCUGCCUCCACCCAAGGUCUGUCGGACCCAACGGCUGUUGGAGCGGAAACAGGCCCUCCAGGAGCUGAGGGCCAAUGUGGAGGAGGAGCGGGCUGCCCGCCUCCGCACAGUGCGCAUUUCGCUGGAGGCUGUGCGGGCUGAAUGGGAGAGGACUUGUGGCCCCUACCACAAGCAGCGUCUGGCAGAGUAUUAUGGCCUCUACCGAGACCUGUUCCACAGUGCCACGUUCGUGCCCCGAGUUCCCUUGCACGUGGCCUACACCGUGGGUGAAGAUGACUUGAUGCCUGUGUACCAUGGCAAUGAGAUCACUCCAACUGAGGCUGCCCAAGCCCCAGAGGUGACCUAUGAGGCAGACGAGGGCUCCAUGUGGACACUGCUGCUCACCAACUUGGAUGGACACCUGCUAGAGCCGGAUGCUGAGUAUGUCCACUGGCUGGUAACUAACAUCCCGGGCAACAGGGUGGCUGAAGGACAGGAGACCUGUCCCUACCUGCCCCCCUUCCCUGCCCGGGGCUCUGGCUUCCACCGCUUUGCCUUCCUGCUCUUCAAGCAGGACAAGCCGAUCGAUUUCUCUGAAGAUACCCGGCCCUCACCCUGCUACCAGCUUGCCCAGCGGACCUUCCACACUUUUGAUUUCUAUAAGAAACACCAGGAAGCCAUGACUCCGGCAGGCCUGGCCUUCUUCCAGUGCCGCUGGGAUGACUCGGUCACCCACGUCUUCCACCAGCUUCUGGGUAGGGCAGACAUGCGGGAGCCUGUGUUUGAGUUUGUGCGGCCACCCCCUUACCACCCCAAGCAGAAGCGCUUCCCGCACCGGCAGCCCCUUCGAUACCUGGACCGGUACAGAGACAGUCAUGAACCCACCUAUGGCAUCUACUGAGUGGCUAGACUGCCACCCACCUCAGAGUUUGCUGGGCCUCUCAGGCCCCCGUCAGGCUCCACAGGCAGGAACACACAGCUCUAGGGGCCACGCUGUGGUUCCGGGCCGUCUGAGGCAGCCCCCGUGGCCCUCCCGGGAGUGAAGAGGCUCUCUCCAGGGCUGGGUGUAUGA